Microplitis demolitor is the source of this 4294-nucleotide messenger RNA. RefSeq names its product tyrosine-protein phosphatase non-receptor type 7. NCBI's taxonomy places the organism in Eukaryota, Metazoa, Arthropoda, Insecta, Hymenoptera, Braconidae. Gene Ontology annotation, molecular function: protein tyrosine phosphatase activity. The transcript has 5 exons. Gene Ontology annotation, biological process: protein dephosphorylation. Bases 86 to 1864 code for a protein of 592 amino acids. The record is from RefSeq and is a predicted model, not a curated record.
UUUUAGCUCAGCAGUUUGUGUGUAAGACUUGCGCAGGAAUGUUCACUCUCGUUUUUUCGUGUCAGUGAACUCAAUCGUUAAAAAUAUGGCGAUAAACGUAAGCGUGAGGAGCGCGAGCGCUACACUAAAGUCGCGUAGUAAAAAUCGUAAAAAUUUACAUCCUCAAAAAACUAUUAUUAUUUCAUUCAUAAAUUUAUCUGUUGUUUCCGUUAUUUUGUCCGCAGUUGAAGGAAGCAGUAGUACACCUUUGUCACAGUGGUAUCUGAGUGAUGUUAGUUACGGGAAUUCAAAUGACGACAGUGAAGCUAUUUCAUUGGAAGGGAUUUACUUAAUUACUCAGCAAAAGUGGCAAGCUAAAACUGCGCUGCCAAUCUCCUUGAUGUCUGCUCGGUCUCAUCAUAGGAUUCGGCAGUCCUCAACGGGACUGGAUGAUGCUGGGAUGGACCUUCAAGGAACUCAGCUUGGUAUCAGUGCUGGUCAGGAGACGACUGCUGUAUCAUGGACAAACUGGAAAUUACCAUUCCCAGUUAUAGUUUGUGCAUUUGCUGGCGCUAUUCUCUUUACUUUCCUGUUCCUCUUAUGGCUCCGCAAGCAAAUGUCGAGUGAAAAGAAGUCUAGUGAUGGAGAUAGACGUGAGCUGGUGGAAAAGGGGGCUGUUGACACGUCCCCGUCCUCGUCCUCACUGGAUAAGCCUGGAAAGAGUACGCAAGAAUGGUCAAUGGAAGCCAAAUGGGUCCACCAGCCAGCCUCUAAGCCUGCAUCAGUUUCUGUUCAAACUGUCAGCCCUACUGCCAAAGCCAGUUUACCUAGUGGUUUAGUAAGAAAUUUGCCAGAAGUACUGACUGUCGCGACGCCUGAAAAACGUCCCGAACCCAUUCGUAUAAAAGCCAAAGGUUCUCUGCUUGAACGACGAGGCUCAAGUGCGAGUUUGACGAUUGAGUUGGCUCCAGCUCCUGGUAGUCCGCCCCACGUCGUUACUCCAACACGUGAAUGCACUUCCGAAGAGUUUCUUUUGAGCGCUGGAAAUAUACUGUCACGUACGCAGUUGAGAAAAGUUAUACGAGAUCCAUCUGCGCUGCAUAAAGAAUUUUGGGAGGUGCCGCUAAAUCUACCAGAGAAAGUUGAUAUUUUUGGAGCUGGUGUAAAGAAUAGAUAUUCUGGAGUACUGCCAAACCCUCAUUCUAGGGUUGUCCUCAGAGGAUUUGAUAAUCCAGUUGCUAGUUAUAUCAACGCUAAUUACAUUAGGGGAUAUGACGGUGAGAAUAAACGUUAUAUAGCAACUCAAGGACCACUUGCCAGCACAGUCACAGACUUUUGGCGAAUGGUGUGGACGGAAAAAGUAUCAGGAGUUGUAAUGAUGACGCGGUUGUUUGAAGCAGCUAAGGCCAAAUGUGACGUUUACUUCCCACUGGAAAACAACAGCCGAAUUCAGGCUGGUCCGUUUACAAUUACCGUCACGUCUAUUACUAACAGGGACGGUUACAUGGUACGUGACAUAGAGCUGAGACAUGAGGGUGAGAGAAGGAAUGUCACGCACUAUUGGUAUGACUCAUGGCCUGAUCACGCAGUACCUCAAGCCGCAGACUCACUAGUCAGUUUGGCGGCUGUAAUAAAUACCUUGCCCGGGCCUGUGGUCGUGCACUGCAGUGCAGGAAUCGGUAGAACUGGAUGUUUUAUUGCUCUUGCUACUGGUAUGAUUCAACUUGCCCGAGAUGGUAACGUUGAUGUCUUAGGAAUUCUCUGUCAAAUGAGGUAUGAUAGAGGAGGCAUGAUCCAGACAGCUGAGCAAUAUGAGUUUGUACACAAAGCUCUCUGUCUGUUUGAGCAGACGCUGGAUGGCAAUAAGCCAACAACCGGCGACUGAAUCGUCUAGCCAAGUAGACGUUUACAAAUAAAAUAAUAAAGUUGAAGUGGCGAGUGACCUGAUUAUCAUUUAAUUGCUCGCGGAUUAUUAAGGUAAAUAUUUACGUGGGUUUAAUUAAUAUUGAUAAUAAUAACAAUAAUAAUAUUAAUAUUAAUAUUAAAUAAUAGUAAUAAUAUUAAGUAUUUACUCGCUAAAUGAAAUACUGUCACAUGUUCUCUUCUUUUUUUUAUUUAAACAAAAAAAUGUACAAUUUAAUUUUUUUAAAAAAAUUAAUGUCAUAUAACUGUGUUAUAAUUAUCUGACGAUUAUGAAUCUCGUAAUUUAUUAAGCUGCCAUUACUAUACUGCCACAAACAAAAUAUACACAACUUUAUUGUGAGAUAUAAAUUUUACUAUUGACGAUCAUAUAAAAAUGAUAAAUUGUAUACAACAAAUCAAAGAAAAUCAAUUAUUUGGAUUGUUAAAAUUAACAUCUUUAACAUUUAAUAAUUAUUUUGAAUUCCGACAUGAAGACAACUGUUUUCUUCACUAUUAUUUAUAUUUAUUUUGAAUUUAUUUAUUAACAAAGACUGAAUGCGACUAGUACAAUGUGUUUCAUUAAUAAAUCGUUAAAGAAUAGUUAUAUGGAUAUGCUCGUUUGUGCAAGAUAAUGAAAAUUGAGAAAAAAAAAAAAAAAAAAAAAAAAAAACACAUUUAUUCAAAUAUCAGAUCUGAGAGUAAAAUAAAGACAUUAGUAAUUAAUAGUCGUACUAUUAUAUAUUUUAAGUCGGUAAAAAUAAGUUAUAAUAUUGAAUAAAAAAAAUAUAUUUUAAAUAUUAAUUUUAAAUUAAUGAAUUUAUAAUGUUUAAUUACUAAUGUCUUUACAGUAUGAGAAAGAAAAUAAUAAUGAUAAAUAUUGAAAAGAGUGAGCUUUCAACUCGCUCAGAAUAUAUAAAUGUAUAAAACAGAAAAUCUCAGAGCUAUAUAUUAUUAAAAAAACUAUAAAUAUUUUUAAAAAUACACAACAUAGCUGAUAAAGUUUUUAAAUUUUAUUCAAGCUGCUUAUAAAUUUCUAUUAAUUUUCUGAAAAAAAAAAAAAAAAAAAAAAAAAAAAAAAAAAAUAGUAAUUAAUUAAAGGCAUUUUCAGAAAGUGUCUCCGAUUUUUUUAAAUAUUCAAUGAUUUAACUGUCAACCGUAUUGAAAUUUUAUUAAUUAAUUUUUGAAAAAUUGAAGCGUUGCAAUUUCUCCGAGACGUAGAAUUUAAAAAAAAUUACUUACAGUUGUUAUCAGAGGAGUUGAAGUCAUUCUUAGACAAUGCCCCCACUCUUUUAAAAUAUUAAAUGACUCAAUUAUAAUGACCGUAUUAAAAUUUUGAUAGUUAAUUUAAAAAAAAUUAAAGCAUUAAUUGAAAAAAAUGCAACGCAAUUACGAUUUCGCCCAGACAUAGAUUAUCAAAAAAUCUUGACGAAAUUGUAGCUGCGUUGACUUUUUUUUACUUAAUGCUUUAAUUUUUUUAAAUUAAUUCAUGAAAUUUUAAUACUGUUAUGACAGUUCGUCAUUGAAUAUUUUAAAAAAGUGGGGGGUAUUGAUUGAGAAUCCCUUCAAAUGAAAUUUGUUAAAUAAAUUUUGAUCUAUAAAAUUUGAAAAUUCGAAUUAUAAAAUUGACAAGAAAAUUUUACUAAAAUUUAUUUUCCAAAUUUCGUUUAAUUCCUAAUUAAUGAUAACUGUAAGUUAUUUUUUUUAAAUCUAUAUCAGCAAAAUUGCAAUUACGUUGUCUUGUGUUCAACUAAUGCUUACAUUUUUGUAAUUAAUUAAUUAAUUAAAUUUUCAUACGCUUAUAAGAGUUAAAGGUCAUUAAAUAUUUUAAAAAAUUGGGGUAUUGUCUAAAAAUGCUCUCAAAGAGAUGAGAAAAAAAUUUAUGUUAUAUUUUAUUCAUUCCAAUAUUUCAAUGUAAUAAAAACACAUACAUAAAAAAACCCUAAUUAAUACUGGUGAUAAUUGAAUCUCAAUGUUCAUAAAAUAUUGUAUGUGAAAUGUUAUCUUUCAUAUCCCUACGUGCCUAAAAUUAAAAAAAAAAAAAUUAAAAAAAAAAAAACAAAAAAAAAAAUACUGAAACACCGACAAACUAUUAUUUAAAUGGCCUCAGUGAUUAUUAAACGGUAAUUUAUUUUAUAUUUUAUCUUUAUAAAAUUAUUUAAGCUAAUUAAUUUAAAUAUUGAAAAAAAAAACAAAUGUUUAUGCUAAAUAAUUAUAAUUAAUAUAAAUAAUUGUAAUAAUAAUGAGCAAUUAAUCAGCGUGUGUGUAUUUUGUGUUCAGUGAACGCAAGUUUGUGAUAUAAAUGUGUAAAAAAUUAUAAUUAUUAUAUAUUGUACAGAGAGCGAAUUAUAUUUGUGAGUGUAAAAGAAUAUGUAUACAAUGUGAAUUUAAAAUUUAAAAAAAAUAAUAAAUAAUA